Molecule: messenger RNA, 1365 nt
Organism: Pieris macdunnoughi
Lineage: Eukaryota; Metazoa; Arthropoda; Insecta; Lepidoptera; Pieridae
Source: the annotation of a GenBank genome assembly
AUGCGUAUGAAUCCAGACAUGGACGAUGAUGAGAAGGGAAAACUGUUUGUUGGUGGGCUAUCAUGGGAGACAUCGCAGGAGAAUCUCCAGCGCUACUUUUCACGUUAUGGUGACGUGAUUGACUGUGUGGUGAUGAAGAAUAGUGAGUCUGGCCGCUCCAGAGGCUUCGGUUUUGUGACCUUUGCUGAGCCGUCACUUGUUAAUAUUGUCUUGCAAAAUGGCCCUCAUCAGCUUGAUGGCAGGACAAUCGACCCGAAGCCAUGCAAUCCACGCACGCUUCAGAAGCCCAAACGUGGGGGUGGCUAUCCCAAGGUGUUCCUUGGGGGUCUGCCUUCGAACAUUACUGAGACCGAUUUGAGAGUUUUCUUCGGAAGAUACGGAAAGGUCAUGGAAGUUGUAAUCAUGUACGAUCAGGAAAAGAAGAAGUCCAGAGGUUUUGGUUUCCUGUCAUUUGAAGAUGAGAUGUCCGUAGAACGUGUGACUCAGGAACAUUUCAUCAACCUUAAUGGAAAGCAGGUGGAAAUUAAGCGCGCUGAGCCCCGUGAUGGGUCUGGAAAAUUGGGUAGUGGCGGUAGCGGCAUGGGCGGCGGUGGUAUGGGUGGAGCCCCCGGGGACGCGCCCGCUGCAGGCCAAUGGGGACCGCCUCAAGCCCCAAUGAAUAUGAUCCAGGGCCACAAUGGACAGAUGGGUGGUCCACCCAUCAACAUGCCUAUGGCUGGACCAAACAUUAUGCAAGGAUACCAAGGCUGGGGGACAUCGGGGCAGACUUCGUACGCGUCGUACGGCGCAGCCGGUGGAGGUGCGGGCCCCGGCAACUACCAGGGCUGGGGUGCUCCUCCCGGGCCCCAGGCCCCGCCGCACGCGCCCGCCUGGCCUGCCACUAACAACUACACGCAGCACGCGCAGCCGCCGGCUCAGGGCUACGGCAGUUACGGGUAUGUUGUGUAUGCAGCGAACUACAGCUCGGCGCCGGCGGGCGCGUCCGCGGGCGGCAGCUGGACCAACUGGAACAUGCCGCAGAACUCCAACUCGACCGGCUCCGGCUCGUACGUGCCGCUGUCCGAGGGCGGCGAGAUGUACGGACGCGGCGGAGGCGCCGGAGCCGGAGGGGCCGCGCCUGCCUUGGCCGGGGCGCUCUCUUCUGCGGCUCUCAGCAAGUCAUCGUCGGCCGACUACAGCACUUACCAACAGUACCCGCCGGCUUACCAGCAGGACCAGGGCUCGUCGUACGGCGGCGCUUCUCGGGCCUACAGCGCGGGCGGCGAGUACCACUCGGGCGCCGCGCAGCCGCCAGGUGUGCAUCCGCAUCCGCACCACGCGCCCAAACACUUCAACGAGUUUAACAAGGAGUGGCCCGCCGCCUAG